AGGAAAGGCAGCGCGGGCGAUUUCGAGUCUGGCAGGCAAAAAUUUCAGGUAUCGGCUUCUUCAGGGUGAGGGGAGGCCAUGUCUCUUGCCUUGGAUGACUCCCAGUGGCCUGAGCAUCUCGCCCCACUGAAAGAAGUGGACAACUUGUUGCGAUGUGGGAUAUGCUUUGAUUACUUCAAUAUUGCAAUGAUCAUCCCCCAGUGUUCACAUAAUUAUUGUUCUCUCUGCAUACGCAAGACCCUGUCCUAUAAAGCUCAGUGUCCUACGUGUUGUGUGGCAGCUGUAGAGCCUGACCUGAAAAACAACCGGAUGUUAGAUGACCUGGUAAAAACCUUUAAUUCUGCAAGACAACAGUUAUUCCAGGCAGUUUUGGAUUCUCCAUCGGUUUCUCCUCCAGCACUUUUAACAAAGAAGGCUAUUGUCAAAGGCCAUAUUUUGAAUUCUUCAAGUGACUUUUCUUCAGGACAGGAAUUUACAAGUACUCUUUUAGUCAAAGAACAGACACCGAGAAGACCAUUCAAGACCUUUGUGAGAGAAAGUAAAAAGAUCAAAGUGAAGGAGGAAGAGGACUCCUAUGGUUUUGAAGAAUGCCAUACGACACUUAGUGUAGGAGCAUCAAGCACAAGCCCUAAGGAAAGUACAAGGCAAUCUGAAACACCCUCCACUUCUGCAACGAAAGUUGUCGCAAAGGUGGAGUGUCCAGUCUGUGGGGUUCCUGUUCAUGGACUGCAUAUAAAUGCACACCUUGAUAGUUGUUUGACCAGUGACGAGAAGAAAGAGAGUCUCCGAAGCUCUGGACAGAAAAGAAGGUUCCUGCCUAAGGUGGUAUACAACUUGCUUUCUGACCGUGAUCUGAGGAAAAGACUGAAGCAGUAUGGGCUAUCUACCCAUGGAACAAAACAACAACUCAUUAAAAGACAUCAAGAGUUUGUUCAUAUGUAUAACGCGCAGUGUGAUUCUUUAAAUCCCAAAUCAGUUGAAGAAAUAGUGAAAGAGCUGGAAAACAAUGAGAGGACUCGAGCACAGCUUGAAUCCAAGAUGGCUGGGAAAGAUAGGCUGACAUUUGCAAAUCAUCUGGAGGAGAAUGAAAUUGAUGAAGUGCAUAGAGAUUACCGGAAGAAACACAAAGCUGAAUUUCAGCUGUUAAUUGACCAAAUGAAUAAGCGGAAGAAAAAAGCAAAUAAAAUCAAAACAGAAGAGGAAGAACCACAGCAGAAAGAAGCGGCAGCUGAAAACCCACCUUUAGAGAUCGGGGAAAAGCAGAGUGCUGCAGAACAUCCAGGGUGUAGCUUCCUUGCAGAUGAGGCAGUCAAGAAGGAGGCUCUGGAUUGUGCAAGAAGCCCAUCUCUUCAUUUGCCUGAAGCCAAAGAAUCGAUUAUUCUAUCCUCUGGAUCCUCAAACAGCUCAAGUUCAGACAUCAUAAGAGAUUUGGAAAUUGCUGGGAUGCGUUCAGGCUCAUCAGAUAAAGCAGCUCUUGAAGACCACAGUGCCUUUGAGGCAGUGCAAACGUAUGCAGCCAACAGCAACCGCUUGCCAGAUGUGAAGACGGCCAAGCAAAAAUCAAGAGACCGUAGAAGCAGCUCAUUACAGUCCAGGAGUAAGCGAAGAAAACAGUAGCAAAACAAAUGUAAAUAUUUCACUCUCUUCAAACUUUAUUCAAUGGUCUUGAUAUGGUACCAUGGAAAUUACUAAAAUAUCCUGACUUCCUCCAAAGUCUCUGGCAAUAAACCUUCCUGUCUUAAACUCAUUUACUUAGAAAUAUAUUCUGUUAGCACCACUUGUACGUAAAUAUGCUUUAGAUCACAGCUGUAGUUGUUUAUCUGUAAUGGUUUAAAGUUCUGAAACAAGCUUAUAUCUGUAUCGUCUAGACAUUUCACUUUUCAUUAAAGAUGUUUUCAUACGAUAUUGGUGGCUUCUGGUGUUAAGAAUUCAUACUUGUUAGCGAAGUAGUCUUCAUUCCUACUUUUCAGUUAUCUCUCUCCCUG
Gekko japonicus is the source of this 1985-nucleotide messenger RNA. RefSeq names its product RAD18, E3 ubiquitin protein ligase (gene RAD18). Gene Ontology annotation, cellular component: nucleus; Rad6-Rad18 complex. NCBI's taxonomy places the organism in Eukaryota, Metazoa, Chordata, Lepidosauria, Squamata, Gekkonidae. The transcript has 14 exons. Gene Ontology annotation, biological process: protein monoubiquitination; DNA damage tolerance. Bases 79 to 1617 code for a protein of 512 amino acids. The record is from RefSeq and is a predicted model, not a curated record. Gene Ontology annotation, molecular function: single-stranded DNA binding; ubiquitin protein ligase activity.